Molecule: messenger RNA, 696 nt
Organism: Camarhynchus parvulus
Lineage: Eukaryota; Metazoa; Chordata; Aves; Passeriformes; Thraupidae
Product: non-lysosomal glucosylceramidase-like
Exons: 6
Coding region: 1-696 (231 amino acids)
Biological process (GO): central nervous system development
Molecular function (GO): beta-glucosidase activity
Source: RefSeq, a predicted model, not a curated record
AUGUCCUACACUGUCAACAUCAGCGGACAGCUGGCUAUCAGGACCAGAGAAGAUCAGCUCGGGACCAGUGACGCGGAGGAGCGCCGGACGGGUGAGAAAUAUCUGGCAGCGGGAUUCACAGUGUGCCUGCGGUGCCAGGGGCAGACCAUUUACCAGCAGGUCUUGUCUGUGGAGAGACCCAGCAGCCUGCAGGGCUGGAACUGGGGCUACUGCGGCCACUACGCCUUUUACCAUGCCCUGUACCCCCGUGCCUGGCUGGUCUACGAGCUGCCGGGGCAGCAGGUGGUGCUCACCUGCCGGCAGGUCUCGCCCGUCAUCCCCCAUGACUAUAAGGACUCCAGCUUGCCAGUGGGAGUGUUCGUCUGGGAGGUGGAGAACGGGAGGGACGAGGACGUGGAGGUGUCCAUCAUGUUCAGCCUGCAGAACGGCCCGGGAGCGAAGGAGGCCGGGAGCGGCGGGCACUGGAACGAGCCCUUCACCUUCCACAAGGAUGGCCAGCGGGUUGCUGGGGUCCUGCUGCACCACUGCCCGCCCGUGAACCCCUUCACCCUGGCCAUCUCUGCCCGGGAGAAGGAGUGGGGACAUGACUUCCCUGAGGGCACCCUCUUUGGGGAUGGUGUCAGGAGAGCGGCUGAGGAACGAGUUGAGAGUUGCUGGGCGGCCCAUGAGAAGCUGGCACGGGAGUCACCCAUGUGA